Molecule: messenger RNA, 3390 nt
Organism: Malania oleifera
Lineage: Eukaryota; Viridiplantae; Streptophyta; Magnoliopsida; Santalales; Ximeniaceae
Product: N6-adenosine-methyltransferase MT-A70-like
Exons: 7
Coding region: 216-2522 (768 amino acids)
Cellular component (GO): RNA N6-methyladenosine methyltransferase complex
Source: RefSeq, a predicted model, not a curated record
GGGUUCUAUUUUACCAUCACCAGUUUGAAUGCAUUCUUUCAGUCUCUCUAGGUCUAGCCAGUACGUAAGAGACCCUCCUCGCUCCUCGAACACCCUGCUUUCGCUGGAGCUCAAUCGGAGAAGUACACGGCCACCUGAAGAAACACCAUCAACUCAUACCUUCUUGCUGGGAUCUCCGGCGACCCUAAUAAACCAAACAAGAGAGAGAGCGAGAGAUGGAUGCCCAGUCGGACGGCAACGACGAACUCGUCGCCAUUAAGGACAUGCGCCGGCAGCUCGAAGCUCGCAUAGAAGCUGGAACCACUGUUCAACAGGAUCUCCUCGCUUCUCUCCAAACCCUAGUCCCAGACAUAGUCUCCUCCCUCGACCUCUCUCUUAAGGUUGUUGCCGCCUUCAAUGGCCGCCCUUUCACUCCCAUAUCAGUUCCUAACCCCAACACUAAUCUUAACCCUAAAAAAAGACACAUCGAAGCUGCCCGUUCUUCAACGCCCGAAAAGUCUCCUAAACCAUCUCUUCCCAAAUCCUCUCGCCGGAAGCCUCCCGCCGAAGCCCCCGCUACGCGUCGGCCGGAUACGGAGAAGUUCACGAUCGAUGAGAGCGGGAGCCCGUUAUCGGUGGUGCGAUCGAUGGUCGCCGUUUGUUUGCUGGAACGAGUGCCAUUCAGCACGAUCGAUUCAUCAACAGUGUUGAGGAAGCUGGAGAAUGACCGGUCUGCAACGCCAGCCGAGAAGGCGGCGUUGAGGGAGGUUGGCGGUGAGUCCGGGGCGAUACUCGCGGUGGAAAUGGCGUUGAGGUCGAUGGCAGAGGAUGAAAAUGGAGGCGGCGUUGAGCUGGAGGAGUUUGUAGUUAGUGGGAAGUCUAGGGUUAUGGUUUUGGGCAUUGACCGGACUCGGCUGGUAAAGGAGUUGCCGGAGAGCGCACAAUAUCAGCAGCAGCCGGAGUCAGGUUCUGGGGAUGGGAAUCAUACGAAUCAGAUGCAGGCAGUGGUGAGUGGUGGUGGUGGUGGUGGUGAUGCCAAUGGUGGAAGCUUUGGAAUAGGAGGGCCUGGUCUGAGAUCAAUGCAGGAUAUGUGGCUUGGACCAGGGUUGCCGCCAGUGUUUCCGGGUGCUGGAGGGCCAGGUCCAUUGAUUGGACCGAGGGGUGGACGAAGAGUGAUGGGCAUGAUGGAAAUGGCAAGAGGGAUGGUUGUUCCUCCCCUCCACAGACCUGCGUUAGGGUCGAAUGCUUCGAUUGGUGGUGCAAAUGGGAUUCCCCCAAAACCAAGGACCGAAGAGGAUGAUAUGAAGGAUCUUGAGGCUUUAUUGAAUAAGAAGUCUUUCAGGGAGAUGCAGAAAUCAAAAACUGGAGAGGAGCUUUUGGACCUCAUUCACCGGCCCACUGCAAGGGAAACUGCUGUGGCUGCAAAGUUCAAAACCAAAGGUGGUUCUCAGUUAAAGGUGUACUGUUCAGCCUUAACAAAAGAAGAUUGCCGCCGUCGGUCUGGCUCUUAUAUUGCUUGUGAGAAGGUUCAUUUUCGUCGCAUAAUUGCUCUACAUACUGAUAUCAAUUUAGGGGAUUGUUCUUUUCUGGAUACCUGCCGUCACAUGAAGACAUGCAAAUAUGUUCAUUAUGAGCUUGACCCAACACCAGAUGUGCCACCCAUGAUGAUGGGUGGUGCUGCUAUUACGCCCCCAAAACCAUUGAAGUCUCAGCGUGCUGAAUAUUGUUCAGAAGUGGAGCUUGGUGAACCACAAUGGAUUAAUUGUGACAUUCGUACAUUUAGAAUGGACAUCUUAGGACAAUUUGGAGUUAUAAUGGCAGAUCCACCGUGGGAUAUCCAUAUGGAAUUGCCUUAUGGGACAAUGGCAGAUGAUGAAAUGCGUAGUCUUAAUGUUCCUGCCUUACAGACUGAUGGCCUGAUUUUUCUCUGGGUGACUGGACGUGCAAUGGAGCUAGGACGUGAAUGUUUAGAGCUUUGGGGGUACAAGCGCAUUGAGGAGCUCAUUUGGGUGAAGACCAAUCAACUUCAGCGAAUAAUUAGGACAGGGCGCACGGGCCAUUGGCUCAAUCACAGUAAGGAGCAUUGCCUUGUUGGAAUAAAGGGAAAUCCUGAAGUUAACAGGAACAUUGAUACGGAUGUCAUUGUAGCUGAGGUUCGAGAGACGAGCCGUAAGCCAGAUGAGAUGUACCCCAUGCUGGAAAGGAUAAGUCCAAGGACCAGGAAGCUGGAAUUGUUUGCUCGUAUGCAUAACACACAUGCAGGGUGGUUGUCACUUGGUAAUCAAUUGCAAGGAGUACGAUUAGUGGAUGAAGGGCUACGUGCUAGGUUCAAGGCUGCUUACCCAGACGUGGAAGUGCAACCCCCGUCCCCUCCCAGGACAUCUGCUAUGGAAGCAGACUCCAAUGCUGCUCAGAUGAGGAAUUCGUUCAUGGGAAUGGAGUCAAAAACUGCAGGAAUGCAGUUUGCAGAGCCCACAGUUCAAGAGACAACCUAUGCCUCUGAAGAGAAGCCAAUCGCCCCAGAUGUUGAGAUCACUGGCUAAUUAACCACCAACUCUGUGUUUAUAACUUGAUCAAUAAUCAUGUGAUUCUGGUUGUUCUCCACAUUGUUGGUGCUGCCAAGGUAGAAGGUUCCGCUCUUGUCCGAUUCGCGCCGAUUAGUAUUUCAGUGACAAAGGAUUCCGGUUUGAUAAAUUUUAUCAUUGUUGCUUGUAUUUCUUUCUCAUGAGAAAGCACUUGCAUGCGAUCUCUCUGGGAGGCUGCCCCUUCAGAUCAGGCUACUUUUGACGACAUACGCAGGUGUUCCAUGUAAAAAAUUACGACUACCAUAGGGCUUGGGUCUAGGUACAUCUCUAGAAGCAUUGGAUCAAAGGUAUCACUGAUGUACCGAAAUAAAGUGAUAAGAUCAGCAAGGGGCCUUAUGCCAUUUGAGCUCAAGCCAGUUGAUCUUGGUGCAUCUUCUUGACCCCCUUCCCCUCUAUGGGAGGUUUUUCUUCCCUUGUCACUCAAAUUUUUUUUGUUACAUUUGUAGUUUGUAAUGUGAGCCAAAACCCAAAAUGCUACCAAAUUGUAUAAAUGUAAUGUUUAGAGUCUUGUCAGAAUUUGAAUGUUAGGUUGCUCCAAUGUGGGUUAACUUUAUUUUUAUUUUGCAUGGAAACUGGGGCCAUCUUUUUCUUUGGAAACAACAAAAGAAACGAACCAGGAGAGCUACCUUCGAAGACCGUCUUGCAUUCCUGAAAUCAAGCAUUCGGAAAAUGAGUUCACAAUGAAGCAGAGAACGAGUGCUGCAAUCCUGGGAGUCAUUUUGGAUUUUCAGAUUUGUAUGAGUUUGAAUGAAAUUGGUUAUAACAUUGUAUUAUGUUUUGUUUGGAUUUACGUAAAUUUCAACUGACUCACCCUCAAUCCUCAAAA